GUUGCUCACGCCAGCUUCUUUGUCCCCAGUCAAGAUCGGAGUCGCGGAUGACUUCGUCCUCUCGCCGAUUGAUGUCGACACUACCAUCUACCGCUGCAAGGCACCUCCCGGGGUGUCGGACUGGUUCGCGCUAUCUCGCGUCUCAGCACGGCAGCUUCAUCCUGUCGAUGGAGACCUUUGCGCUCGUGCUUGCAUCAGCGCCUCCGCCUACGUCGCGGCGCGCCUGGAGGUCAUGGCGAUGGG
Molecule: messenger RNA, 243 nt
Organism: Prorocentrum cordatum
Lineage: Eukaryota; Dinophyceae; Prorocentrales; Prorocentraceae
Source: the annotation of a GenBank genome assembly